Molecule: messenger RNA, 3992 nt
Organism: Gigantopelta aegis
Lineage: Eukaryota; Metazoa; Mollusca; Gastropoda; Neomphalida; Peltospiridae
Product: phospholipase ABHD3-like
Exons: 10
Coding region: 32-1252 (406 amino acids)
Biological process (GO): medium-chain fatty acid biosynthetic process; medium-chain fatty acid catabolic process
Molecular function (GO): monoacylglycerol lipase activity; acetylesterase activity
Source: RefSeq, a predicted model, not a curated record
CGCUGGAACUGACAAGGGAGGGACGAUCGUUAUGUCUCGAUUAUUUGAGUUUUUCAAGACAACCCCCACCCUUCCUGUCGCGGGUGCCCUAGGAGGGAUAUACUUGGCGUAUUAUCUUUUAAAUGUUGUCAAGAAGCCCCUGAUUGCAUGCAGUGAUCAGAAGUUCAAAGACUUCCUGUACAAGCACUGCCCAAUACUGAGAGAGAAGUUCUGGCCGACAGUUUGGUGUUUCGACCCCAGACUACAAACCAUUCUCAGAUAUGUCAUUCAAGCGCCACCCAAAAUGGAUGCAUACAGAAGUGAGCUGAUAAAGACUUGGGACGACGGUGAGAUUAAACUCGAUUGGCAGGAUAGCGUAAACAGCCCCAUCCCGUCCGAGGUGCGUCCAACCGUUCUAAUCUUGCCAGGAUUAACAGGUAGCAGUAAUGAUGCCUACAUUAAACACAUGGCCCAUGAUGCCGAGACACUGGGAUACAGGUCCGUCGUGUUCAACAACCGGGGAAAUGGAGGAUCCAAACUCCUGACGCCUAGAACAUACUGUGCUGCAAACACGGAAGAUCUGGCGUUUGUUGUUGACCACAUCAAGUCAAACUACCCAGAAGCCCCUGUAAUGGGAGUUGGCAUCUCGCUUGGAGGGAUGAUUUUGUUCAACUAUAUAUCCUCAAUGGGGCCCAACUGUAAGCUGGUUGCGGCCAUGUGUAUCUCGGUAAGCUGGAAUGUUUUCGAGUCGACGCUUUCGCUUGAGAAGCCAAUCAACUACUUCCUCUUCAACAAGAUGCUGGCCAGAUUACUGACGAGUGCUGUACACAGAAAUAUUCAUCUGUAUGAAGACCAUUACGAUAUGAACCAUGUGUUGAAGAGUGCGACUAUCCGAGAGUUCGAUCACCGAUUCACUCACAAGCUGUUUGGUUACGAUUCGCUGGAACACUACUACACAGAGGCGUCGCUACACAAAAAGAUCCACACAUUGAAAAUCCCUGUCCUGUGUCUGAGUGCAGCUGACGAUCCCUUCGCUCCAUACCACUCCAUCCCUUUAAAAGACGUGGAUGAAAACGGAAACAUCGCCAUCAUCGUGACAUCGCAUGGCGGUCACAUCGGCUUCAUGGAGGGUCUGUUUCCGCGACACAAGAACUACAUGUACCGCCUCUUCCAGCAGUUCACAGCCGCUGUGUUCACACACCGAAUCACAGACGCCGUGUUGGGCGGGGCCGCAGACUGCACGGACGAACAGACUUCAAUGCCUGCAAGUUAAUCAGACGCCAGUCAUAGAGAAUUCGCGUAACCAAGUUUUAAUAAUUUACAAUAGUAUAAUUACGAACUUCCCACCGUUAUGAGAUAUAUCAGAGUUCGAAGUUAAUAACUUAAAACUAGCGUUUAUUAGUUUGCAUUACCAUAGUUUGACACCCAAUAGCCAAUGUAUAUUUCAUGCUGGGGUGUCGUUAAACAUUCAUUCAUUCAUUCUCUUAAAGCUAGCGUAUCCAAGUUUUAAUAAUUUACAAUAGCAUAAUUACGAACUUCACACCUUUAUAUGUUAUAUCAGAGCUUGAAGUUAAUGACAUAAAACUAGUGUAACCAAGUUUUAAUCAUUUACAAUACAGUGAAACCCCUCUAAACCGGACACCCUCAGGACCAAGUAAAACGUCUGGUUUUAAGAGGUAUCCGGUUCAGAGGUUCUUUUCUGCACAGAUAUUUAAAAAGGGACCAUGAAAAACAUCGGUUUUGAGGGAAUUCAGGUUUACGGAGGGUCCGGUUUUGAGAGGUUUCACUGUAGUAUAAUUAUAAACUUCCCACCGUUAUAAGAUUUAUCAGAGCUCGAAGUUAAUGACUUAAAACUAGUGUAACCAAGUUUUAGUAAUUUACAAUAGUAUAAUUACGAACUUCUCGUCGUCAUAAGAUAUAUCAGAGCUCGAAGUUAAUGACUUAAAACUAGCGUAACCAAGUUUGAGUAAUUUACAAUAGUAUAAUUACGAACUUCUCGUCGUCAUAAGAUAUAUCAGAGCUCGAAGUUAAUGACUUAAAACUAGCGUAACCAAGUUUUAGUCAUUUACAAUAGUAUAAUUACGAACUUCUCGUCGUUACAAGAUAUAUCAGAGCUCGAAGUUAAUGACUUAAAACUAGCGUAACCAAGUUUUAGUCAUUUACAAUAGUAUAAUUACGAACUUCUCGUCGUUACAAGAUAUAUCAGAGCUCGAAGUUAAUGACUUAAAACUAGCGUAACCAAGUUUUAGUCAUUUACAAUAGUAUUAUUACGAACUUCUCGUCGUUAUAAGAUAUAUCAGAGCUCGAAGUUAAUGACUUUAAACUAGUGUAACCAAGUCAGGGUUCGAAAUUAAUGAUGGCACCGAUGGCAAUUGCCGUCGUUGAGAUAUAAAUUACCCUUGGUUGGGAGCAUCACCGACGGAACUUUUCUGACACUGGUUAAAAAUGUCUGACGUCUGUAAAGCUCCUCAACAAUGUCACACUGUAUAAUAUACCAGCCCUGAGUGCUGCCAGACCGAGUAGAAAAACGUCUGCUAGACCGGUUUAUACGCUUCAUGUUAAACCAAAUACCAUGUCGAGAAUCAAUCAAAUAGUUAGUGAAACGUUGGCUAGCUGAACUUGGGGCUGGUGUAUAUUAUCUGCUAGUAUUUAACAUUUGUGCUUUUCAAAUAUGUCUUUAGGUAAUGUUGAUUUGCUGCAAAAGUCACUUUUGAAAAAAACUCAAAAUUGCUGUCAGUUGGCCGUUUCACCCAUGGCUAUUUUUUUGUCAAUACUGCCGUAGUCAACAAAUUCUUAAGUUCAAGCCCUGAUUAAGCUAUUCUGAUUGGACGACGUCACUAAAAAUGUGAAUGUUAUCAUUUCAUAAACCUCAGAAAAUUACGUAAAUAAGUUGAGGGGAAAUCUUACUGUUGGGUCAAAAUGUAAAAGUCAUUACACCUUGAAAUUUUCACAUAUAAAAAUAUCCUUAUAUUACUGGAAUGUCCAAAAGAAAAUUGGAGGUCACAAGACAAAAUUUUGAUCCACAGCCAUAAAGCGAAUAAGUGUAUGAAUCACUAUAACAUUUCUUUUUUUUUCUGUGUCUGGUCAAAUCAACUGCUUUAUAUCCAUUAACCAUAUGAAAUUUAACCUUUUUUGUAAUGCAACAAAGACAAAAGUAGUUAUAAUGCUUAAAAUGAAAUCUGACAGACACACAAGUACAUAUCUUCGAUAGUAAAACAGAGUUAAAUACAAUGGAACUAAAGAAAACAGUGACCUUUUUAAACAUUUAAAUGAUUCUACGGCUGCCCAAAAUGGUGGUGUGCUGCAUGCAGUAGUAAGAUUUCCCUUUAAAUAGGACGUUGUUAUGUAAAACAGGUCAUAAAAAGUACAUGUAUGUUAGAAACUAAUUUGUUUUUGUAUUAAUACCUAUAUAAGUCAUGUUGUUUGUAAUUAUAUGAAUUGUUUGUCAUUUUUUUUACAUAGUUGUACAGGCUCCCAUUUUUGUAGGGAAGCAGGCUGGUUUUUGCCUGAAUUAAACGAAAAUGCCUGAAUCUGGAUAACAACAUUUAUUCAUAUUGGCAUUACUACCGAACAGUUUUAUAUAGGUUUGCAAAUGAAUCACUACAUAUUUUUACAUGGAUUACAACUAAUUUUGAGGGUAGAAUGAUGAAAAUAUAUGGUGAAAAGGUCUCAAGUUAGCACAUUUUGCCCCAAUAUCUUAUCAUUUACGCCAGAAUUUGAGGUUUUGCUCCAGCACUAGGAGAGCAGUUACCCUCCCCUGCUCCCCUGUCUCUUUUUUUGUGAAUUCAUCAAUGUAUAACAUUCACAAGUUUGGUAUAAAAUUGCUUUACAACGCUACUCGAUUUUAUAUAAUUUGUGACUCGAGGUCAAGCGCUUGCUUGACUCGCAGUUGUCAAUGGGCCCAUUAGGCUAUUUCUCGCUCCAGCCAGUUCACCACAACUGGUAUAUCAAAGGUCGUGGUAUGUGCUGUCCUGUCUAUGGGAUGGUGCAUAUAAAAGAUCCCUUGCUGCUAA